AUAGGCUCGAGGGCUGCUGUGCCGCAAGACCGGUAUAUAUCUGGACAUCACAAUGUGACAUCGAAAAGAGGAGUCAAUACCUUGAUGCUUGGCUGCUAGGUAGGCUGCGCUUCUGCCUGGACAAUCCAACCUAGCUGCAUAUUUGCUAGGUAGAUAUGCGUCGGUCGUAUAUAUGAACAUUAAGUAGGUAGGAGGUAGUUAAUAGAAAGUUCUGCUCUGUUCCCUUUCUCUAGAACUUUCUGUUUACUUUCAACGAAAUUUGCGUAGUUGGAUCAUAUUCGACUGGUCAAUUUCUUCACCAACCAUUAUACCCUGUCCCAAGACAUUGGUUACUGACCUAUCACCUAAUCAUCAUGUUGAAGAUCGCAGCGAUGGCUGUAAGAGCCUUCUUGCUCCUUUUCGGAGCAGUGGUUCUAGGCCUCUCUGUCACUCUCGCAAAGCAACAGACAGUUGGCUCGCCUCCGUCAGAAACCUCGUUUGGCAGCUUCGUGGGCGCGUUCGGUAUCCUGAUCUCCCUGGUUGGCUUUGGAGCUCUCUUCAUCGACAAGAUCUCCGCCAUCGCAAUGAUGGCUGCAGAUGGUGUUGCGACAGCACUCUAUCUCGCAGGCGCUAUUGCCUUGACUGUUGCGCUCAAGCCAGUACCGAGCUGUACAUCCAAUGAUGAUCUCGCUCGUUUCCAGCGAUUUCAGAACAAGCUCUUGAACGGUGGAUGCCAAGAUGUUGCAGGCAACCAGAUCUGCCCUGGAGUUCCCGAAGAGUCAGUGCUGAACGGCCGCUGUCAGCGAGUCCAAGCCGAUUACGUGUUCGAAUACUUAGCUUUCGUUUUCGGCGUCGCUGUCAUCGGCUUAAACUUCGUUGUUAACAGGAGCGGAGGAGGCAGAACCGCCGCAUAUGUUUAAAUGUUUCUGUUAAAACCAUUGCGAUCAUUACUAAUGAGGUUAGCGACAAGAGAAGGGAGGAUUGGUACACAUACUUGUUGCUGUGUUGAGUUGCUUGUGAAUAAUGAGGAAAUUUUACGAAUACCCCUUAGAAAGUUGGAAAGGCCUUCUUUCUUUAUUUCCCAACAAUCCUUGAUGCAAUUAAAUAUUAUCUGCUUACAUACUAGGUGCUGAGAGAUUACACAGCCUUUAGGUAGUUCCACGAAUCUAUAAC
This is a messenger RNA of Annulohypoxylon maeteangense, 1152 nucleotides long. Its product is annotated as marvel domain-containing protein. The transcript is spliced from 3 exons. NCBI's taxonomy places the organism in Eukaryota, Fungi, Ascomycota, Sordariomycetes, Xylariales, Hypoxylaceae. The record is from RefSeq and is a predicted model, not a curated record. Gene Ontology annotation, biological process: eisosome assembly; protein localization to plasma membrane. Gene Ontology annotation, cellular component: plasma membrane; eisosome. Bases 354 to 899 code for a protein of 181 amino acids.